UUGAAUAGUUUACCAAUGGCAAUAAAAACUAAGUCUUAUGAGAAUUCUCAUUGGAAACAAUUUUACAUGAAUGUGAAAAUAAAGUUGAGAUUGACAACUGAAAUGUGUGGUAAGUGGUCCAUCUUUUUAUCAAUCAUAAUUUCCUGUUUGCAGCUCUCCAAUAACAUCCAACUGCGUGAGAUGCCGAUGGACCUACUGCAGAAGAUCCUCAAGUCCAACCGUCUGUUCACGUACAACGAGUUCAGCGUGUACCGCACACUCUCCUACUGGCUCUUCAUGCAGCUGAACCCACAUCUCCAGCUGAUGCCUUCCCAUAGCACCAUCCUGUCGUACUUUAACAGUUUGCCGAAAACUUCAUCGUUCGUUGAGAGAGACGAUGGUCAAAUCUACUCACCAAUGUUCUCUGCUGUUCGUUUACAUGGAAUCCUUGAUACGGGGAACAUCCAGGACAUGCAGCUGAUGAAUAUCCUGCCCAGAGACACCCUCAUUGACCUACUGUCCCAGCAUUACCACUCUCUUCAAGGUGGUGGGGAUAUGUCCCUGAUGAAGAACUUUAAUAACUGCGCCAUUAGGCAAGGCUUUGUGAUUGAUUCGGACCCUCUGUACCACUCAGAAAUCCUGUCUCUUCAUGGAUUUCAUUUUGAACUGAAGGGGGUAGGCUCCAGAGACGGAAUCUACUCCUUCUACAUGCAGCGUCUGAAGCCAGGCGACCCAGUGUUGAGUUUCCGUCAGUGUGAGCGUCAGACGUUCUCCAUGAGGGCUGACAGAGAGGUGCGUUACUGCAUCACGGCCCAGUAUGUCAAGAAAGGGGAAAACCAGCUUCAAACCACUGGCAUAAAGAGCCAGAAGUUUGCACUGGGUGAGAAGACCAGUAAAUCUGAGGUGUUACAAGUGGUUGGCGUAGAAAAGCCAUUAUACAUCCAGUUUUCUGUACUAUUCCCCACUUCUUAAGAUGACAGUGACAUAUUUGAACAUGACAUUACCAUGUCUCUCUUAGGAUAUAUCAAUAUUUUCAUACCAUGACAAUAAAUAAUUUAUAAUAUUUAUAUGUUUUUGCAUGAAGCACUGACAUUUCUUGCAAGUUUAUUUUGAUUAUCUAAAUGUAAUACAAGUUUGCCAAAAUAGUGUAUCCUUUGUUAUGGUUUGCAAUUAUAAGCUAAUGCUUUCAAUGUUGGUCAUUCCCACAGGUUGUUUGAUAAUCAUCAAUAAAUACAUCUUUGCCUUUA
Molecule: messenger RNA, 1226 nt
Organism: Dreissena polymorpha
Lineage: Eukaryota; Metazoa; Mollusca; Bivalvia; Myida; Dreissenidae
Product: BTB/POZ domain-containing protein 16-like
Exons: 7
Coding region: 16-951 (311 amino acids)
Source: RefSeq, a predicted model, not a curated record